GUCAACUUAAAGCACAAAUCCUGGGCUAUGGGUGACGCCGGGCUUGGUCCCACCACGAAUGCAGCGGAUCAGGAGAAGGCCAGUGGGCUCAAAGAGUCUGGUACCAAAGUGACCGCGGAGGGAGAUUCCAAGACCCUGGACUCCUUCCCAGCAUGCCUCGUGAGCACUGGCGUUUUCAAAUAUGUGCAGGUACAUGCAAUAGCUCCAGAUGGAACCCGGAAGGUGAUCGUUCGAGCAGCGCCUGGCUCCUUCCAUGCAGACGUCGCAGAACCACUUUGCGAGGAACUGCGGGAAAAAGGAUUGCGCUAUGAGAUCCCUGGUGGUGGACGAAUUCGGAGGGAUGACGACAACAAAGAGAUCGAGAUCUAUGGCCACAGCAAGGGCUUUGGAAUGCCAGACCAUUCUGUCUCAGCUGCAAUUUGCCGCGGCCACUUUCCUGGCUACAAGGUAACCCACCGCAAUACUGGCUAUUGAGAAAAGACUCAGAAUGCAAGAGAAAUACUCAAA
Messenger RNA from Cladocopium goreaui, 507 nucleotides. Lineage: Eukaryota; Dinophyceae; Suessiales; Symbiodiniaceae. The record is from the annotation of a GenBank genome assembly.